Molecule: messenger RNA, 1962 nt
Organism: Hypoxylon trugodes
Lineage: Eukaryota; Fungi; Ascomycota; Sordariomycetes; Xylariales; Hypoxylaceae
Exons: 8
Coding region: 1-1962 (653 amino acids)
Biological process (GO): transmembrane transport
Cellular component (GO): membrane
Molecular function (GO): myo-inositol:proton symporter activity
Source: RefSeq, a predicted model, not a curated record
AUGGCUUCCAACCCUCAAGACCCUCCGACCGGAGGCGAGAAGACCGAAAAGGUUGAAAAGAUCGAGAACCCAAAGGAGUCCGACAACUCUGAUGUGUCUCGCGCCGAAAUUGAGAAUCGGCUCAGUAAAGACAACGCUCUGACCGAAGAACAAAAACAACGGUUUGAAGCUUCGGCCAAGCUCGAGAAUCCUCUCGGUGGUCUCACCCCAGAACAAUUAGGCCAGCGAGGCGAGGAGUUUUGCGCAAAACAUGGAAUCACUGGCGAAGAUGACAUUCGCGCUUUUCGGUUAGGCGCUCAGAUCGCCGGUAAUUUGAACAAGUAUGAUGCUGUCGAUGGUCUUACUGCUCGUGAAAGAGAAGUACUAGACAGAGAGAUUACACACAAAUGGUCAAACCCGACAAUGCUUUACGCCGUUAUCGUCAUCUGUUCGCUCUGUGCUGCUGUCCAAGGAAUGGACGAAACCGUCGUCAACGGAGCACAGUCAUUCUACAAGGUGGAGUUUGGCAUUGACGAUCCUAACUCUCAGAGAGAUUCAUGGCUUUUGGGCUUAGUUAACUCUGCACCCUACAUUGGCUGCGCAGUCGCUGGUUGCUGGCUCACUGAACCGAUGAACAAGUUAUUCGGUCGUCGCGGUACUGUUUUCGUCGCUUGCAUAAUAUCGGCUUUGGCUUGCUUCUGGCAAGCUUUUACGAACACUUGGUGGCAUAUGUUCAUCGCGCGUUUUGCUCUCGGUUUUGGUAUUGGUCCUAAGUCUGCUACAACUCCCAUCUUCGCUGCUGAAUGCUCACCACCUAAGUUAAGAGGCGCCUUGGUGAUGCAAUGGCAAAUGUGGACAGCAUUCGGUAUCAUGGUUGGAUACGUGAUGGACUUGGCCUUCUUCAAUGUCCCUGAUUUAUCCGGUAUCAUAGGCCUGCGAUGGCGUUUGAUGAUGGGUUCUGCUUUGAUUCCCGCUGUCCUCGUCUGCUGCAUGGUGUACUUCACUCCUGAGUCGCCCCGUUGGUACCUUACCAAAAACAGGUACACUGAUGCCUACAAGGCCAUUAGCCAACUUCGAUUCGAAAAGGUCCAAGCCGCUCGUGAUUUGUUUUACAUGGAUACCCUCCUCCAGGCCGAGAAAGAGACUAUGCACAUAGGCCAGAGCAGGAUUAAGGAGUUCCUCACCAUCCGCCGAAACCGCAACGCCAUGAUCGCUUCAGAGAUUGUCAUGUUCAUGCAACAAUUCUGUGGUGUCAAUGCGAUCGCAUACUACUCGACUGAAAUCUUCCUAGACGGUGGUUUCUCAAUUCAAAACUCGCUCGUAGCGUCGCUUGGAUUUGGUAUUGUCAACUUCUUGUUCGCUAUACCCGCGUUAUACACAAUUGAUACGUUCGGUCGGCGAAAUCUACUCCUUACCACUUUCCCACUGAUGUCGAUCUUCCUGUUCUUCACCGGCUUCAGUUUCUGGAUUCCAAAAGAUACUACUGCUCACAUUGCUUGUAUUGCGUUGGGUAUCUAUCUCUAUGGCAUGGUUUAUUCGCCUGGUGAAGGGCCCGUUCCAUUUACGUACAGUGCCGAAGCGUACCCGCUAUACAUUCGUCCGAUUGGAAUGUCGCUCGCGACGGCCACCCUAUGGCUUUUCAAUGCAGUGAUCUCCCUUACGUGGCCCGCGUUGGUACAAGCAUGGACUGCUCAAGGUGCCUUCUCGUGGUAUGCGGCGUGGAACAUCGCUGGAUUCUUCCUUGUGCUCUUCUUCCUUCCCGAAACCAAGGAGAAAACGCUAGAGGAACUCGACGCCGUAUUCGAUGUCCCACUGCGCAGCCUCAUAAAAUACGGCGCAGAUCAAUUCGUCUGGUUCUUCGCCCACUAUAUCCUUCGUCGCGACAUCCCGGCACCCAAGCCCCCCACUGCGUUGUCGACGGUCGAAUACUCCGAACACCAGUUCUCUGAGGAGAAGCACCACGAUGCGACCGCUCGCGUCUAG